Molecule: messenger RNA, 3108 nt
Organism: Ostrinia furnacalis (Asian corn borer)
Lineage: Eukaryota; Metazoa; Arthropoda; Insecta; Lepidoptera; Crambidae
Exons: 2
Coding region: 351-1463 (370 amino acids)
Source: RefSeq, a predicted model, not a curated record
AAAGAAAAAUAUAAUUUUCUUUAACCAUUUCAAGUUUCUUGCGGGCAAACAUCUUUAAGCCAGACCGUGACAUUUAAAAAAUGAAUUUGUAAUCUAUGGUAGGAAAAGUCUAUGGCCAUAACCUAAAAGCGUCUCGUACCUCUGAAAAAACAAUAUUUAAUUUUAUAGAAUUGAAAUACCAAUUACCAUUGGAUAUUCUAAUUGUGGUUUUGGAACCGACAUUGUAAUUGAUAACAUUAAAUGUCGUUUCUUUCUUACAGAGAAACUCAAUUGUGUUAUUUUGACUGUGUCGUCCAAAUCACAAAGUAUAUUGGAAAUCAUCUUAUAAAACGACAUUUAUUGUCAAAAAUAUGGAAAAGUUGAAAUUUACAUUCGAAGUGAAACCAUCAACAGACGGAAAAUCCAACUAUAUUGCUGUAACCUCAAUUACGACACAAGAUGACAAAGUCUUCCUUAUUCCUGAAGAGUAUCAAGCAGUAUCACUACACAAACACAUCCAAACUUCGAAAACCUUCACUACAGUGAAAAAUACGUUGAAAAAAAGAUAUCAAUCCAGAGGUGUUUGGAUAAAAAUGACAGAGGGUAUAUUACAAACCUACAUGGAUGAGGAUGAUAACAUGAUUUUUCAAGACCAGCUUCUAGAGGAAACUACCCAAGAACAAUUGGCUAUUGCUAGUAAAAAGUGUUCAGAAGAUCCUAUUGUGAAAAUUCUGGAAAAAUUAGUGGAAGGUCAACAAAACAGAGAAAAGCAAAGUAUAAAAAAGUUAGCAGACAGGUUUGUAAUAGAAAAGUUUGACGGGAAAAACUCAAGUGCAUAUCAGUGGAUGUCCGUAUUUGAAAAAGAAUGUGAAAGAUUCAAUAUUACACAAGAUGAAGAAAAAAUUGAAAUCUUCAGAUUAUUUCUUGAGAAAUCAUGCAAUGAUUGGUAUUCUUCUAUGAUGAUCAAGCUUGGUUUACAGUCCGAAUGGUCAGAAUGGAAAUCGAGUUUUUUGCAAACCUACGCCAGCAAAGGUUGGACUACUAGCAAGUAUGCUUUAUCUUUCAAGUAUCAAUCAGGAUCUUUAUUAGAAUAUGCAGUAAAAAAAGAGAAACUUUUACUAGAGGUAAGAAAGACAAUAGAUGAAGGGACCCUUAUCGAUAUAAUUGCUGCCGGCUUACCAGAUUUUAUCACAGAUAGAAUUAACAAAGAAGAAAUUGAACACACAAAACACUUGUUUAAUGCACUGGGCAGAUUGGAACAUUUGGUUACAAGAAAAAAAUUUAUUAAAAAAAGAGAAGAUACGAAACCGAUUAAAGAAAAAUGUGGUAUUUGUGAAAAAUUAAAGAAAGGCAUACGCUAUCAUUCAGAAGAUUCCUGCUGGUUUAAAACCAAAAUGAAUACUGAAAAGGAUAAAAAGCAAAUAAAGCUCAUCAACAAUUCGGAAUUGGAAUGUGAAUUACAGUGUGAAGACCAAAAAAACUAAUAGUGCCGCCAUUGAUCAAGAUAAAAUUAGUACUCAACAAAAAUGUUGAAGUAUUCGGGAUCUACGACUCAGGGUCUAAUGUCUCAUUGAUAAAUUCGAAGUUAUUAAAGAUAAAUAACAGUGAAACCAGACAUUCCAAAAAUACUAAUUUAAAAACGAUUAAUGGCGUUAAAAAGGCAAAUGGCAUAAUUACACUCGACAUAGCCAUAUUUGAUGUGGAAAAACAAAUGAAUGUUUUUGUAAUAGACAAAGAAAAUUUCGAUUACGAUUUUUUAGUGGGACUAGAUUGUAUAAAAGAGUUUCACUUAGUUCAAAAUGAAAACCUGGAAAUUACUCAGAAAAUACCUGUACAGAGUGAAAUAGUUUCUAAGGAAACAAAUAAACCAGACUCUAAGGAAGAAACAUCUAAUAAUUUAGUAAACUACAAUGAAGACAUCAGUGACGAAAAGUUCCAUAUUUGUAUAAAUCAUCUAGACUAUCAGAAGCAAGCUGUGAUUGAUGAAUUAAUAUCAGAAAAUAAAUCUGUGUUUGCAAAAGACAAAUAUGACAUAGGAAAGGUAACGGAUUAUGAAGCACACAUCGAUCUACUCAUAGAAAAAUAUUGCAGUAAAAGGCCGUAUCGCUGUACAAUUGAAGACAAAAAGGAGAUUGAAACCCAGAUUGCAAAAUUAUUGGAAAAUAAUAUAAUAGAAGAAUCAUAUAGCCCAUUCGCAGCACCAGUCACAUUGGCUUAUAAAAGAGAUGAGAAUAAAAGAUCAAGAUUGUGCAUCGAUUUUCGAGACUUGAAUAAAAUAGUUGUACCUCAAUCACAACCAUUUCCUCUAAUUGAGGACCUUAUAGUAAAAACAAGAGAUUGCAAGUAUUUCUCAACACUAGACCUAAAUUCAGCGUUUUGGUCUAUUCCUCUGCGUGUCACAGAUAGACACAAAACUGCAUUUGUGACACAAGAGGGACACUAUCAAUGGACCUGCUUGCCCUUUGGUUUAAAAACAUCUCCAGCCAUUUUCCAGAGAAUAAUGUGUAACAUAAUACGGAAGCACAAGCUUGGAGAGUUUGCAGUAUGUUUCAUCGAUGACAUAUUAUUGUUCUCAAAAUCCUUCCCGGAACAUGUCAGACAUUUGAAACAACUAUUUGAAGCAAUCAAAAGUGAAGGUUUAAAACUAAAGUUCUCUAAAUGCACAUUUGCAGCAGACACAGUGAAAUACUUGGGUCAUGUAAUACAGAAUAAUUCAGUUAGACCGAUGAAAGACAACUUAGUAUCAAUAAAAAAUUUCCCAACUCCAAAAACCCAAAAAAAUGUUAGACAAUUUUUGGGAAAGAUAAACUUUUAUCAUAAAUAUGUGCCAAAUAUAGCAAUGAAAUUGGAACCCUUGCAUAAUCUUUUGAGAAAAGGACAAACCUUUAACUGGACUAAAGCAUGCCAAGAGUCAUUUGAUGAAAUGAAGCAUAUAUUAUGUUCUCAACCAAUAUUGACUAUCUUUGAUCCAAACCUACCUAUUCACAUAUAUACAGAUGCUAGCAUACUAGGAGUAGGAGCAGUCCUAAAACAACCACAAGAAAACAAUGAAGAGAAACCAGUAGCAUACUUUUCUAAAAAACUGAAUGAAGUACAAAAAAGGAAGAAAGCUAUUUAUCUGGAAUGCCU